CAGUUGCAGUCGCACUGCGAGAGAUCCCCGGCGCUCGCCGUGGUCACGGGGGUGGUCACUCCUCCUGGGGGGCACUGAGCACGUGGGCACAAGGGGGGAGGGGGGGCACGGGGUGGGUGGGCACGGGAGCACAGCACGUGGGGCACGGAGGAGGAGACGCGACCCCAGACACGAGAGUGUUGAGCAAAGUUGCACUGGAACCUUGCACCUGUGGGCUUGCCUGCUGCUACUGCCGCUGUUGCUCCACCUGGUGCUGCUUGCCUGCUGCUGCCGCUGGCUCGGCGGAGAGAUAUGAACUUGAAAAGCGAUGGGGCAUUUGAUGGCCUCUCCAAAGACGAAGGACAGGUUCGAACCCUGUUUGUGAGCGGUCUCCCCAUGGACACCCACCCUCGCGAGCUGUACCUGCUCUUCAGGCCCUUCAAGGGAUACGAGGGGUCCCUCAUGAAGCCCACAACCAAGCAGCCCGUGGGCUUUGUGAUAUUUGACAGCCGAGAGAACGCGGAGGCCGCCAUGGUCGAGUUACACGGUAUGCGCUUUGACCCAGAGAGCCAGCACACGCUGCGGCUGGAGUUCGCCAAGGCGAACACGCGCACCUCGAGGCAGCGGCUGGGCUCCCCAGGGCCACUCGCGAUUCGUCUGCCGAUCCAGCUGGGACCCCAAUUCCUCACGCGGGACCCACAGGAGCUGCUGGGCCCCACGCUGAUCCCCGCCUCCAGGGAUGCAUGGAGAGCGUUCCCCCCUUUCCAGCUGUUCGCCACGGACCUGAGCCUGAGCUCGGCCUUUCACGGGGCCCCCUUGCCGGGGCUCCCGUACCCGGGUCUCGCUCCUCCUUGGCUGCAGAGCGCCCAGGCGGCUUGGGGGUCACCUGUCCUCCCAGGUGCAGCUGCGGCCGCACCCGGAGGGAGCAACUCGAGCGUGGAACAACGACCAGAGGCCGCGAGACCCCGGUUAUGGGGUUCCGAGAGUAUGGAAAACCCUACUCUCCCUUCACCGUGACCCGGGGAGGGGGGAGCCGUUUAGGGCGGGCAGCUGCUGAGGGCUCGCGUGUUGGUUGGGGGGCACCGCCAUCGUGCGCCUUGCGCUGUUGGGGGGUGGUGGUGUUCAGUGCCGGAUGAAGCUCGUGCGGGGCCUGUAGCAGCAUGAUGUUAUAAAGGGGCCCUAAAUUAAAAAAAAUAACACCCAUUAAAACACACGUUUAACUUGCAAAGUAAUUUUAUUUUUUUAUUUGCUGUACAGCGAGAUGAUACGACAAAUCGCCAACCUUAAACACCAAGUCGUUCAUUAAAGUUGGAGGCGAUAUAGUAUUAUAGUAAUAGAGUGCAAAAUCACUGAACCGAAAUGGAUAGCUUGAGAAAGUAUUUGCCGCGGGGCCCUUUAAGUGCGGGGUCCGUAGCCUUUGUAGCUACUUGUGCUACUCGGAUGAUCCGGCACAAGUGGUGGUUUCUGCUACGUGGUUGUGCGCCGUGUCGGCCUUCAGAGGCGCUCGCUAACAGCGCUCGCUUAGCCAACUCAGAGGCUCUACGAGGGCGUCUGCACGAGUCUGCGGAUUCGUGUGCGCGCGUUGUAGUACAACUUUUUUUUUAUAAGUCAAUUCCGCACGGAUUAUUUUGGUGUUCGCAAAAAUUUAAUCUUGGCGAACCCCCCCCCCCUCCAGACCCCCCUGCCCCUUUAAAGCGUGCGAGUGACUGUGAAGCCCCAAUGUAGACAGGCGAAGUUCACCCCCAGUUAGUUACUGGUGCGCGUGUGUUCCUGUGUACGCGUGCGUCGACGUGACGAGCCGACGGCCUAAACAAGGAGCUCGCUGCGACAGCACUUGCCCCGACAGUCCUGUGCAGGCUACACGGGGCAGCUUUGUAUGUUUUUGAGUGAAUUAGAAAUCAGAAUAUUUAUUUAUAAUGAGUAUGCCAGCCGCCUAUAAACCCAAGGGUGCCUGCCUCGGUCUGAUAACAAUCUGCUGCUGCUGCGCUUGUGAUUGAGAGAGAAUAAAGUUUAC
This is a messenger RNA of Petromyzon marinus (sea lamprey), 1993 nucleotides long. NCBI's taxonomy places the organism in Eukaryota, Metazoa, Chordata, Hyperoartia, Petromyzontiformes, Petromyzontidae. The record is from RefSeq and is a predicted model, not a curated record.